GCUCCGGGGACGAGAAAGAGGGGGGACCCGCGUUAGCCGCGCAGGCGCACGGCAGCCUCUGCCAUGGCGCUGCCGGGCUCCUUGAAUAGGUAUCUGCUGCUCAUGGCACAGGAGCAUCUGGAGUUCCGCCUGCCGGAAAUAAAGUCGUUACUCUCACUGUUUGGAGGCCAGUUCACUAACAGUCAGGAGACUUAUGGAAAGUCUCCUUUUUGGAUUCUUAGCAUUCCCUCUGAAGAUAUUGCAAGAAACUUAAUGAAACGGACAGUGUGUGCCAAGUCUAUAUUUGAACUAUGGGGUCAUGGAAAAUCUCCUGAGGAGCUGUAUACUUCUCUUAAAAAUUACCCUGUGGAGAAGAUGGUUCCAUUUCUACAUUCAGAGUCUACGUAUAAAAUAAAGAUCCACACGUUUAACAAAACAUUGACUCAAGAAGAAAAAGUCAAACGAAUAGAUGCCCUUGAAUUUCUGCCAUUUGAAGGAAAAGUGAACUUAAAGAAACCACAGCACGUAUUCUCUGUUUUGGAAGACUAUGGUUUGGACCCAAACUGCAUCCCUGAGAGACCACACAAUAUUUAUUUUGGUAGAUGGAUUGCAGAUGGACAGAGAGAGCUAAUUGAGUCCUAUAGUGUCAAAAAGAGACAUUUUAUUGGAAAUACAAGUAUGGAUGCUGGCUUAUCAUUCAUCAUGGCCAACCACGCAAAAGUGAAAGAAAACGAUGUUGUCUUUGAUCCAUUUGUUGGAACAGGUGGCCUCCUGAUAGCAUCUGCUCACUUUGGUGCAUAUGUGUGUGGGACAGACAUAGACUACAACACGGUUCACGGCUUGGGAAAGGCUAGUAGAAAAAACCAGAAAUGGCGAGGACCAGAUGAAAACAUCAGGGCAAAUCUUCGUCAGUAUGGCUUAGAGAAGUUUUACCUUGAUGUCUUGGUUUCAGAUGCCUCUAAGCCUUCCUGGAGGAAGGGAACAUAUUUUGAUGCAAUCAUCACAGAUCCUCCAUAUGGCAUCAGAGAAUCUACAAGAAGGUCAGGUUCACAGAAGCAAAUACCAAAGGGAAUAGAAAAAUGUCCAGAAAGCCACGUUCCUGUCUCCUUGAGUUAUCACCUGAGUGACAUGUUUUUUGACCUAUUAAACUUUGCAGCUGAGACCCUCGAACUAGGUGGAAGACUAGUCUAUUGGUUACCAGUGUACACUCCAGAGUACACUGAAGAGAUGGUGCCCUGGCACCCGUGCCUGAAGCUCAUUAGCAACUGUGAGCAGAAGCUUUCCAGUCACACGGCAAGGCGCUUGAUCACAAUGGAAAAGGUGAAAGACUUUGAGAACCGGGACCAGUAUUCACACCUGCUGAGUGACCAUUUUCUGCCAUACCAAGGUCAUAAUUCCUUUCGUGAGAAAUAUUUUAGUGGUGUAACAAAAAGAAUUGCCAAGGAAGAAAAAUCUAGCCAAGAUUGAAAAUAUGAUGACAAUCAAGAAAGAAUAAGCAUUUUAUAGAAAAACUUUUAGAAAUGAAUUUGUGUGUAUGAUCUAGAAAACCCUGUGCUGUUUUUAUAUGAAUAACUGCUAUGAAUCAAAACUGAAUAACUUCAGAAUGAUCUUGGUUUUAGAGACUAUUUUGAUGGGCCUUUUGGACCUUGUUAAGUUUCAGGGACUGAUACAUACAGAUGGACUCGGUGUUUAUAUUUUUUACAAAGAAAAUAUCGUUAACUUUUUAGCCAUAUCUGCCAGAUAUAUAGUAGGCAAUUAAUAGUGCUUUAGAAUAUUUUCAUUUUGUAAAUUUGCUUGGUUUGGUUUCUAGUUGUAACUGUUUUCCAUUGCUACCAAUAAACUUUACUGAGAAUUUCUAAAAA
This is a messenger RNA of Peromyscus leucopus (white-footed mouse), 1841 nucleotides long. RefSeq names its product tRNA methyltransferase 11 homolog (gene Trmt11). The record is from RefSeq and is a predicted model, not a curated record. Gene Ontology annotation, biological process: methylation. Lineage: Eukaryota; Metazoa; Chordata; Mammalia; Rodentia; Cricetidae. Gene Ontology annotation, cellular component: cytoplasm. The coding region runs from base 64 to 1446 and encodes 460 amino acids. The transcript is spliced from 13 exons. Gene Ontology annotation, molecular function: nucleic acid binding.